UCAGUGCCGCCACUCGUAGAUUUGGAGAUGGUAGGAACAAACACGUCACAAUCGCACAUGUAAAUACGAUUAUAAUUAAGAAGGGGAAGGAGUUUACCAAAUCGAUCGGAGAGAAGAGGGAAACUGAGCGUGCUUUUCGCUAGGGUUUUUUUUUAGUUUUUUCCUCGCCAAGAACAACAGAAAGAACAAGAAGCUAAAGCAGACACGCCUCACUCUACACCUCUUCUGAAAUCGUUUUACUACUCUGGUCAAGGAGAGGCCUGCUAUGAGAGUAUGGUAGAAGUUGAUGAAGUCGAGAAUCUUGAAUUUAAGUGGGGUAAAAAAAGAGGACUUGGUGGCGGAAAGAAAGAUGUUCAGUUUUAUGAAUCUUUUACUUAUGAUGGUCUCGAGUACACCCUUUAUGACAAUGUUUUUAUUCGCAAGGAAGGUGACCCAAAGCCUUAUCUCGGCAAACUUAUAGAAAUAUGGGAGAAUCCUGAUACUUCAAAGGAAGUGAAGGUUUUAUGGUUUUUCCGACCUUGUGAGAUCUCAAAUUUUCUUGUGGUUAAAUUGACUCAUUCCAAUGAAAUAUUUUUGGCGUCUGGUGAAGGAGUAGGCCUUGCCGACAUUAAUCCCUUGGAAGCAAUUUCUGGAAAAUGCAAUAUAGUUUGCGUUUCAAAGGAUAGCAGAAACCCAGAACACUCAAAUGAAGAGCUCCAAAUGGCUGACUUUGUGUUUUACCGUACUUUUCAUGUUGGGCAUUGGAUUAUCUCGGAUAAGAUAGGCGAUAAAAUUGCUGGAAUUGAUGUUAAAUUUUUCUUUAACCGAGUGGGCUCUCAGAAGCCCUGUUCUGUUUGUAACCUUGGUAUAGACAAUACACAUGCUAGGGAGAAUGCUAUGGCAACAAAUGAAAGGGAUAUUUUGUGUAAGCUAAAUUCAUCUGAUGAUCAAUUUCCUGAAGAUGAUGAACAAGAGGGACAAAAACCUGUGGUUGGAGAGAAGCUAGCUGCCAAUGAUAGACAAGAGAAUGUCUUUGUUUGUAAAACUGCUUCUCCUAAAGUUGAAGAAAAUUCAGAUGUAAACGUGCGAUCAGUUAAACCAAAUUUCUCCCUGGGAGAGAAGCCUGUUUCUGUUGUAGCUACAGAGUCAAUUGAACUGACCAACAUCAAUGAUAGACAGGAAAAUACUUCUGGUGAGAAGAUAGAUUUGAGCUGUAAUGUUAAAGAAAAUGCAGACUUAAAAGUGUUGUUAGUUAAACAGGAAAGCACUUCUAGUGAGAAGAUAGGUAGGGUUGGUAAGUCUUUUGUCAAUCAAGUCAAAGUUGAUGAAAACUUUAAAUCAACUAAGGAUUCAGGUGAGGUAGAUCAGAGGUCACAGAAGAAAGCAAAGCUUGAUAGUACUGUGAAAGUGUCCAAUGACAAGAACACGAAUAAGGAUUCAGGUGAGGUACAUGAGAGGCCACAGAAGAAAGCAAAGCUUGAUAGUACUGUGAAAGUGUUCACUGACAAGAACAUGAAUAAAGAUUCAGGUGAGGUAGAUGAGGGGCCACAUAAGAAAUCAAAGCUUGCUAGUGCUGUGAAAGUGUCCAAUGACAAGAACAUGAAAAAAGAUUCAGGUGAGGUAGAUGAGAGGCCACAUAAGAAAGCAAAGCUUGCUAGUGCUGCAAAAGUGUCCUGUGAGAAGAACAUGAAUAAUGUGCUUAACCCAAACCAUGAUUUUGAUGGCAAUAAUUCAAAGCCCUCAGUGCUAAAUUUCACUGCUUCUGAAGAUAAAUCAAGACGUGCUAUAGAUCCUCUUGGGACAACUGGAAACUCUUCCAAGAAGGUGAAGGUUGAUGAUAAAUUCACAAAACCUACUAAUGGCAAGCAGUCCAAAGAAUGUCCUGCAUGGCCUCCAAAGGAUGGCAUCAAAACUGGUGAUAAAGCAGUGGGAGUUACCAGUAGGCCUGAUUCUGAUAGGAGCAAAUGGUUUGCAGAACUUCCUUGGGAAGAAAGAAUGCAGGAUGCACAUGAGCAUGGAAGACUUGUCCUGUUUCAAAAUUUGGAUCCAUGUUGCACUUCGGCAGAAGUGGAGGAUAUUGUUUGGAGUGUCUUCAAGGAAACUUGCAGAGCAAAGGUGGUGCAGCGGACUGCAUACUCUAGCCCCCAUUCUGCUCAAGCUUUGGCUAUAUUCAAAACAAGUGAAGUAGCAGAGGGGGUUGUUACAAAAUUGGAUGAGGGAUGCUUGCUGCUACCGAAUCGGAGGCCACUUGUUGCCAGCAUGGCAAAUCCUUGCUUUCCCAGGAAGCAAUCAACAUUUGUAGGCCAUCUCAUUCUUGAUAAACUCAAACCCCAACGGGAGAUGAAAGAAGCAGUAUCUACUUCACAUUCUUCCCAGCCUAACACACUUGAAUAUGAUAUGGCAAUGGAAUGGUGCUUGCUUGUAGAAAGAUCAGAUCAGUUCUGGAAAAGAUUAUAUAAGCGACAAGGGGAAGAGCUGGAAAAACUGAAAGCUAAAUUUACGUCCAAAUGAGCACUAAUAGUAUUUUGCUUCCCCUAAUUUUGUGUGUACUUUUGAACCAAAAAGAAGCCUUUUUGUGAAGCAAAACCACCAAUGUGGACUUUUUGUUCAGACCAUCUGAUGGUAUGUGGUCAAGCUGGUGGAAACCUGAUUCCAACUCUGUUCGCAGAUGCUCUCCAACCAGGUUUUGCUUGCUGGAACUGAUAGAAUAUGCACAAUCAAAGGCCCGAGCUCCUGUCCUAGGCAGUGGAGGCAAAUUUUGUGAUGAGCGGAUGUAAAUAUAAUUCUCCUUUGCGGCUCAGUUUUAGCAUGAUGUGCUAAUUCCUUAUACAUACAUACAUACAUACAUACAUAUAUAAUUCUGAUAUAUAAUUUUGAAAAAUACAUACAUGAUGUGCCAAUUAUGGGUGGGAACUUUGAGAGUUAAUUCUGAUAAAUAAUUUGCUAAGUGAACGUUUUCAAAUGGUUGCGGUCGGGGGAGUUGGGUAACUCUAGAAUUAGAACUUAGAGCAGUUGCUCAUCGAUUGAAGAAGGGAUGCAGUAUUUACUGGUUAGGUGGUUUGAUUUGGACAUCCCUACUACCGAAUUACCUGUAUGCGUUUUGUCCGUCUUGCACUUUUCGGUAGAAAGUCGACAGUUCAGAUAUUGUUAAUGGCUUAUUUAAAGGGACACUGACAUUGACUUAAUUUGCAAAGAAGAAACUCGAGACAACGUUGGUUCA
Molecule: messenger RNA, 3199 nt
Organism: Theobroma cacao (cacao)
Lineage: Eukaryota; Viridiplantae; Streptophyta; Magnoliopsida; Malvales; Malvaceae
Product: bromo-adjacent homology (BAH) domain-containing protein
Molecular function (GO): RNA binding; chromatin binding
Source: RefSeq, a predicted model, not a curated record